AUGGCUUCUAAUCAAAAUCUUUACACUGAGAGUGCAAUGUUGAAAAAUAAGCGUAGACAUUUCAAAAUUCUUAACAAAAUCCAUGAGGUGAAUAAUGUUUUCAACGAAAGUAAUACUUUUAAAGACGAAUCAGUGGAUAAACAAGGAUUUCACUAUGGCAGUACAGAGGUGCAAGAGUGUAUUUCUGAGUUGAAAUUAAUAAUUGAGGAAACAAAUAAUGGCUCAUUAAGAAGACAAAAUUAUGAAACAAGGAAGAAAAGAUAUGUGUUGCUUCCUUCAUUGGUAAUGAUUGACCAAAAAACGGUGAAAAAGUGUUAUCUUGAAAACAAUGAUCAAGAAUUAACCAAGGCUCUUAAAGUAUUAAGAAGGGGUUUUCUUGGUAAAAAAACAAUUGAUGAAACCAAAGAGAAGGUUAUUAAGUGUCUUUAUAAGCACAACAUUAUGACUCCCCAAGAAUAA
Molecule: messenger RNA, 459 nt
Organism: Naegleria gruberi
Lineage: Eukaryota; Heterolobosea; Eutetramitea; Acrasida; Naegleriidae
Exons: 1
Coding region: 1-459 (152 amino acids)
Source: RefSeq, a predicted model, not a curated record